GAAUCUAGGAAAGCCAACAUGCCAUAGAUCAUCACCCAGUUUCAAAAUCCAAGAAAGCCUAUCUUUGUCAUCCAGAGUGGGGCAUCAAUCAUCUUUUGCAAAAAUGUGGAAUUUAAGGACCUAACCCACUUGCUUUUUCCUAUGCUUUCCCACUAAUACUAAUGUCCCGGCUCAGUUCAAUGCGUCUAGAGGAAGCAAAUACUUUCACUACCAAGCCUCCAGCCCAGCCCACUUUUCAGUGACUACACACUAUGGCUUCUCACUUAAAAGGCUCAUAUAUUCUCCAUGUAUUUUUCUAUUUCAGAAUUUUGCCACCUCUGUUACAGGUAAGAGAGCUUUGUGUUUCUCAAGAAAGCAACAGGAGAGAUUUUAUGAAGCUGGUGGAGGUGGAUGCUGACAGCAAUUUUUGAAGGAAAAAAAAUUUGAAAAAUCAGAGAUACUCACAGUUUUAUACCCAAGGAUCAAAUUCUCAAGAACAGAGAGAUCGAGAACUGCAUGUGAUGAGGAGAAAUCAUUCUCCCGUCCUACCUUUGCAGGAAGAUAAGAAUUCAUGGCUCAGAUAGAGUAAAGGUGUGGUUUAUGGAUCAUACAAUCAGAACAGAGGGUUUUGCUCUACUGGGUAUAAGAUUAAACUAGCUACUUCCAAGACUUCAGCUGCCCAAGCAGCUAUGCUCGGUGUCCUAACUUGCAGCAGCAGCAACUGGUACUUCAACUGCUAGAGUUCCAGUGGCUGAAACAUAUGUCUACCAUCCCGACCACUUCUGCUAAAGACACAAGAGGCGAUUAACGAAGCUGUAGAAGCAGAAGCCGUUACAAUUGAACAUUCAUACAGAAGCAGGAAUUUUGUUUGACGCCCAGAAGAGGUUCCUUCAAUCUCAAAAACAUGCAAGCCUCUUCCAACCACCAAGAGGACUAUAAGUUGAAGGACACACACCCCCAGCUCGGGGAGCGAUGGCCGCAUGGAGGAGUACGUGGUGGAGGCGGGUGGAUCAGCAGCGACAGAGUUACAAGCACUUACGAUCUUGUUGAACAGAUGUAUUAUCUGUAUGUACGAGUGGUAAAAGCCAAAGAUCUUCCCACAAACGCUGUAACUGGAGGGUGUGACCCAUAUGUAGAAGUGAAGCUGGGGAAUUAUAAAGGAAAAACAAUGUACUUUGAGAAGAAAACAAACCCGGAAUGGCACCAGGUCUUCGCAUUCUCUAAAGACAAGAUUCAAUCUUCAGUUCUUGAGGUUUAUGUCAGAGAAAGAGAUAUGGUGUCGAGAGAUGAUUAUCUUGGGAAGGUGGUGUUUGACAUGAACGAAGUUCCAACCAGAGUUCCACCAGAUAGCCCGCUGGCACCUCAGUGGUACAGAUUAGAGGAUAGGCGUGGGGACAGCAAGGUGAAAGGGGAGGUCAUGCUUGCAGUUUGGAUGGGAACCCAAGCUGAUGAAGCUUUUCCAGAGGCAUGGCAUUCAGAUGCAGCUACAGUACAUGGAGAGGGUGUUUUCAAUAUCCGAUCAAAAGUUUAUGUAUCACCAAAGCUCUGGUAUCUCAGGGUCAAUGUGAUUGAAGCUCAAGACGUAGAAUCACAGGACAAAAGCCAACUACCACAGGUUUUUGUGAAGGCUCAAGUUGGAAACCAGGUACUUAAAACCAAGACAUGCCCAACCCGAACCACCAGCCCAUUCUGGAACGAAGAUCUACUCUUUGUAGCAGCCGAGCCUUUUGAAGAAAUGUUGGUAAUGACAAUUGAAAAUAAGAUGGGCCCUUCAAAAGAUGAAGUUAUGGGCAGGAUAAGCUUGCCACUCAACAUCUUUGAGCGGCGCAUGGAUCAUCGGCCGGUUCAUUCUCGAUGGUUCAACCUUGAAAAAUUUGGAUUCGGAGCUUUAGAGGGAGACAAGAGGCAUGAGCUUAAGUUCUCAAGCAGGGUUCAUCUCAGAGUCUGCCUUGAGGGAGCUUAUCAUGUACUUGAUGAAUCAACCAUGUACAUAAGCGACCAACGGCCCACAGCUCGGCAGCUAUGGAAGCAGCCAAUUGGGAUCCUGGAAGUGGGCAUCUUAAGUGCACAAGGGCUUCUCCCAAUGAAGACCAGGGAUGGCCGAGGAACCACAGAUGCUUAUUGUGUGGCUAAGUAUGGGCAGAAAUGGGUAAGAACAAGAACAAUACUCGAGAGCUCCACUCCAAAAUGGAAUGAGCAAUACACAUGGGAAGUCUAUGACCCUUGUACAGUGAUAACACUGGGAGUUUUUGAUAACUGCCACUUGGGUGGGAAUGAGAAACCCGGUGGUGGCGGCGGAGCUGGAAAAGACUCGAGGAUUGGAAAGGUGAGAAUUCGUCUAUCAACCCUAGAAACGGAUCGGAUAUAUACUCAUGCUUACCCGCUUCUUGUUCUACACCCAUCUGGUGUGAAGAAGAUGGGGGAACUCCAACUAGCUGUUCGAUUCACUUGCCUUUCUCUGGCAAACAUGAUAUAUCUCUAUGGACACCCCUUACUGCCAAAGAUGCAUUAUCUACAUCCUUUCACUGUGAACCAACUAGAUAGCUUGAGAUACCAGGCCAUGAGCAUUGUGGCAGCGAGACUUGGCCGCGCUGAGCCACCGUUACGGAAAGAGGUUGUGGAGUACAUGCUGGAUGUGGAUUCCCACAUGUGGAGCAUGAGAAGAAGCAAAGCUAACUUCUUCAGAAUUGUGUCUCUGUUUUCUGGUAUGAUCUCUAUGAGCAGGUGGCUUGGUGAAGUCUGUCAAUGGAAGAACCCCGUCACUUCAGUUCUAGUUCACGUCCUGUUUUUCAUAUUGAUCUGCUACCCAGAAUUGAUACUCCCAACCAUCUUCCUUUACAUGUUUCUAAUCGGGAUAUGGAACUACCGGUUCAGGCCGAGGCAUCCUCCUCACAUGGAUACUAAGCUUUCAUGGGCAGAAGCAGUUCACCGAGAUGAACUAGAUGAAGAGUUUGACACUUUCCCUACGUCUAAGCCUCAAGAUGUAGUGAUGAUGAGAUAUGACAGGCUUAGAAGUGUGGCUGGAAGGAUUCAAACUGUGGUGGGAGACAUGGCAACACAGGGGGAGAGAUUUCAGUCCUUGCUCAGCUGGAGAGACCCAAGAGCUACGAGCCUCUACAUAGUUUUCUGCCUCAUUGCAGCUGUGGCUCUUUAUGUGACACCCUUUAAAAUAUUGGCUUUGGUAGCAGGCCUGUUUUGGCUGCGGCAUCCAAGGUUUCGAAGCAAAAUGCCUUCUGUUCCCAGCAAUUUCUUCAGGAGGCUGCCUGCUCGCAGUGAUAGCAUGCUCUGAAAAAUGGAACACAACCAAGCUGUUUCUCACUGUUUUAACGUCAAUUCUAAUUUUGUACCUCAUCCUUUCACUGUGUUUCCAUUAACAUGUCUGUUCUUUUGUUUGUUCAAUAGAAAAAGGGCAAGAAUCAACUCAGAUCUUAAGUUCCCUUGUGUGACA
Molecule: messenger RNA, 3427 nt
Organism: Vitis riparia (riverbank grape)
Lineage: Eukaryota; Viridiplantae; Streptophyta; Magnoliopsida; Vitales; Vitaceae
Product: FT-interacting protein 1
Exons: 2
Coding region: 884-3268 (794 amino acids)
Source: RefSeq, a predicted model, not a curated record